AUGGGAGCAGCCGUCCAAGAUAUUGUGUACGCUUUUCUGGAAACGUAUUACCAGAGGAUGAAAAAAGAUCCCUCCAAGGUCUCCUCUUUGUACUCUGCGACUGCGGAAUUGACACAUAUCAAUUAUCAGAUAGAUUUCGACACAAGCUCAGAUAUUUUACCCACAAUAAAGCUUACAGGGAAGGAGAACAUCAGCAAGUUUUUUACGAGGAACAAUAAAAAGGUUAGCGAUUUGAAAGCAAAGAUUGACACUUGCGAUUUUCAAACAGCUUCGCACUCGGGCAUCCUGAUCUUGACUACUGGUGAAAUCUUUUGGUCAGGGACUCCGGCUUAUAGGUUUUGUCAAACGAUCGUUCUGCAACCAAAUACAGACAACAAAAAUGCGUACGACAUUACGAAUGAUGUUAUUCGCUUCAUACCCGACAACUGGGUGGCUGUUCCGUCCCCAAAUGAGGGCAGCUCGAAGUCAAAAGAAUCAAAACAACCUCCAGAAUCACCAGUAAUCAACGGUAAGGCGGCAGUGGAAGAGAGAGGCCAACAUGAAGGCGUGAAAGCAGAAAAUGAACCGGAGCUCAAAGCUAGAAAAUCUGAGGCUAAAAGCAAGGGAGAAGCUGAUUUCAAAGAGUCUACACCACUCGAUCAAACAAUAAGCAACGAGCUCAAAAGUAAUAGCAGAACAGAAGAAGACAUAAGCGAACUAAAACCCAUCAAUAAGAGCGAGAAGGCAGUGGCAACGGAAGAGACUGAUAUUUCUGAGAAGGAAACGUUACAGAAAGAUGAAAGCGACCACGAGGCACCGUCCACGAUGGAUAAACAGAAGGAGCCUGACGCUCCAGCACAAAACAAAGCAAGACCUCCUGCGCGUAUGAGCUGGGCUUCUAAAUUGGCUGCCAGUAGCGACUACAUUAAAACAGCGCCGCCAGUUACCUCAUCACAGAACGGGCCUGCCAAACCAGAUCUGCAGGUACCCAGCAACAAGAAGAUACCAGAAAGCAAAACUGACCUAUCCAGUCAUAGAGAGCUCUCUGCAACAAAGCCAGUGAAAAAGAAACCUCAGUUCAGCACCGUCAACAAGGACGGCUUCUAUCCGAUUUAUAUCAAAGGAACCGCCGGCAUCAAGGAAGAGAAGCUAAAGAAGGCCUUGGAGAGCGAGUUCGGCACUAUCAUGAAGAUGACGACCGCUGACAGCUUUGCCGUGGUCGAUUUUGAGACACAGCGGAGCCAAGUUGAAGCUCUCGAUAGAAAACAACUCAUGGUUGGAGAUACAGAAGUUUACCUAAGCCGAAAGACUGUAAAGAAAACCACAGGGUCGCCACCAGCGGGAUCCUCAAACGGCUCCCGCUCACACAAGAAGCAUCCUAACAAAAAACGGGACUAG
Messenger RNA from Torulaspora globosa, 1377 nucleotides. It is a transcript of the gene BRE5, whose product is annotated as Bre5p. Gene Ontology annotation, cellular component: Ubp3-Bre5 deubiquitination complex; ribonucleoprotein complex; cytosol. Gene Ontology annotation, molecular function: mRNA binding. The transcript has a single exon. Lineage: Eukaryota; Fungi; Ascomycota; Saccharomycetes; Saccharomycetales; Saccharomycetaceae. The record is from RefSeq and is a predicted model, not a curated record. The coding region runs from base 1 to 1377 and encodes 458 amino acids. Gene Ontology annotation, biological process: protein deubiquitination; ribophagy.